Notodromas monacha is the source of this 1146-nucleotide messenger RNA. NCBI's taxonomy places the organism in Eukaryota, Metazoa, Arthropoda, Ostracoda, Podocopida, Cyprididae. The record is from the annotation of a GenBank genome assembly.
AUGGCGAUUUUGAAUUUUUGUGUUCUUCUUGUCGUGAUAUGUUUUGCUUCUGGAUCGAGUUCUUUGAAAACAGAACAAGUUCAACUCACUAGUCUCAAGUUUGCGGCGGAUAUCUAUUCGCAAUUGCUGGAGAAAAAAACACAGGGAAAUGUAUUUUUUUCCCCAUUGAGUAUUUCGUUGGCAUUAACGAUGCUGAACGAAGGUGCUCGAGCGAAUUCUACGUCGCAACUUCGCUCAGCCUUGGGUCUCGGAUUAGACGAUGAGAAAAUUCGCAAAGCGUUCAAAUCUGUCGUUGAUAAAAUCGAGGUUAGAAAAGGAAGCGUCUCACUGGAUAUCGCUGCAAAACUUUACUUCAGCAACUCAUCGGGCUUCGCCAUACAAGACUCGUUUAAACGAACGUUGACAGACGAUUACGACUCAGAUGUCGAAAGUUUGAAUUUUAAUUCUUCUGAAGAUGCCAGGAGCCACAUCAACCAUUGGAUCGAACAGAGGACUCACGGAAAAAUCAAAGAUCUUCUGCCGAACGGGUCUAUUAAUUCAAACACGAAGAUAGUCCUAGCGAAUGCUGUUCACUUUAAGGGAAGUUGGGAGCAGCCGUUUGAUAAAUCGCAUACAGAAAAGCAAGACUUCCACAUUUCUCCGAAUAAAAUCAUACAAGUGGACAUGAUGAGGCUGUUCGACGGACUUUUCCUUACUAUGGAGAAUGAGGAUGUUUAUGCUGUCGACAUACCUUAUCAGGGAGAGGAAUUCUGGAUGACGGUGAUUGUGCCAAAGAAACGAUACGGAUUGAAAGACAUUGAAAAAACCCUCAAUGAAACCAUACUUCACGAAUAUUUAUGGGGUGGCCGAAGCAGAGAAAGAUUGCGCCUGAAAGUGCCGAAAUUUCAAAUCGUCUCGUCAUUCGGACUCCGAAAAAUCUUGGAAGAAAUGGGAAUAAAAGACGUCUUCAAUCCUCAUGCGGCAAAUUUGAGCGGGAUUUCUGACAAACAGCUCUUUGUUGAUGAAGGAUAUCACAAGGCUUUCAUCAGAGUCGAUGAAGAUGGUUCUGAAGCUGCUGCUGCGACUGGUGCGUAUAUUUCAUUGAAAGCAUUUCAAUUUUACAUACAAGGGUUGUCCCACUUGGGCGCCUUUCUGGUUAUUUCUUGA